Trichophyton benhamiae CBS 112371 is the source of this 852-nucleotide messenger RNA. RefSeq lists its product as uncharacterized. The transcript is spliced from 3 exons. Bases 1 to 852 code for a protein of 283 amino acids. The record is from RefSeq and is a predicted model, not a curated record. NCBI's taxonomy places the organism in Eukaryota, Fungi, Ascomycota, Eurotiomycetes, Onygenales, Arthrodermataceae.
AUGCCGCAAAAGAAGCAAAAAACGAAAACGAAGCGCGCGAAAAGAGCGAAAAAAAAGGACAAGCAAAAAAAAGAGGGACGAGAAGACAGGCGAGAAGAGGAGGAGGAGAAGGAGAAGAAGAGAGGAGACGAGACGAGACGAAAAGGCUCCGGAGCGCUGGGAGGAGUCUGGGGUAGACAAGGGACCAUCCCGGGUGCGGGCGUCAGCUCCUUUAGUUAUAUGAACCCGGUGUUCUCUAUAAGUAACGGCAGUGACCGUCUCGCUGCUCGCCGUCAAGCUCGAAUUGCCCAUCGUCUUGCUCCUCCUCUUCUCCUUGCAACUCCCCUGGAACUCGUAAUCGCAAAAUCCCGGCCGACUGAAUUGACCGAUACCGACCGCCCUGGCAGACAGGCGUACUUACACACAGACAGCGCCAGCGACCCCCUCCCCCCUGCGCAAAUCGAUCAACCUCCUGUGCCACCGUUCCAGCGUUCCGCAGCCUCCUCUUGGUUCUCGUUUUCCUUCUUCAUCCUCGACUUUCUGCUACCUGGGCUGUUCCAUGGAAGGAUCGCCUUCUCACUCGAAUUGCGGUCGACGAUGAGCAGCGCAACAGCCGAUCCAGAGACAGAUACAGGCCAGAAAGUCAUGGCUGACUCGGAGGUCCAACAGCAGCAGCAGCAGCAGCAACAACAGCAACAACAACAACAGCAACAACAGCAACCAGCACAGCUACAACAGCGUGAGUCGCUCGCGGGAAAGGCGAGAAGUGCCACUUCGGGCACCAGUCCGCGCGGAGACGGCGGAGAGGAUGGUGGAAGCGGAAGCAAGCAGACGACGACAAGCUCAGGCAACCAGAUGAGUUUUAGACGGUGA